AAUUAUUGGCUGUCUCGAUUGUUGAAAUACCGCAUUUUCAAAAUGGAAUCGGAUGAAGCAACGGUGGAGGAAGUCAGAAAAGAAGCGAGGCUUUCUGCAAAUGAGGAGAAGCGCGCUCGUUUCGUAGUGCCCGUGCAAUUUGAGUGCGAAAUGAGGGAACGACUCGAGGGCAUGAUGCAAGUGGUUGAAAGUGAACUCGACGACUUGGUUCUGGUUGCUAAGGCAACUUUGGACACCUGCAAAGAGUGGCAUACCACCAAAUACUGGGACUUGUUCCGCGUUAUGCAGAAAAUGGUACUUGCUGACAAAAUCCAAGAGAUAUUCCCUAAAUUAGAUGAGUAUGCAAAUGAGACCGAGGCUUUUGACGACUUGCAGAAUCGCUCAAGGAGGGUGCAGGAGUUUUAUCAGAUUGAUAAUUUGGCAGCCUAUUUCCAAUCUGUAUCUUCAGUUGCAGAUUUUGAACAACUACCAGCCGAAGGAGAGGCUGCUGCUGAAGAACCUUGUGCUAGCCUGCCAUUCAGGCGUCAUACAAUUAGUCAGAUCUCCAAUUACUACGAGAAUAAGGAGCCAAUUUCAGAAACAUGCAGGCGUGACACUUGGUGCGGACCUCACAAUCAGACUCAAAAGAGACGAAAGUCCGAGGCAAUGCCAAAAUCUAGUCUCUCCGUGAUAGAUGACGACAACAAAGGACUUGUGAUAAUCGGGACGGGAUUCAAGCCGGAAACGAUGACCAAAAGCGUGGACAUGCUGAACGCAGCUCCCAACCCUCAAAUAAUUAAAUCACCGGAGAGUGAGGAGCAGGAGGAAGGAUUAAUUUCAUAAAUUUCAAAUAAAAAAAGACGUAUGUUUUU
Molecule: messenger RNA, 851 nt
Organism: Cloeon dipterum
Lineage: Eukaryota; Metazoa; Arthropoda; Insecta; Ephemeroptera; Baetidae
Exons: 5
Coding region: 43-822 (259 amino acids)
Source: RefSeq, a predicted model, not a curated record